Messenger RNA from Fonticula alba, 3975 nucleotides. RefSeq names its product CAMK/CAMKL protein kinase. Gene Ontology annotation, biological process: protein phosphorylation. NCBI's taxonomy places the organism in Eukaryota, Rotosphaerida, Fonticulaceae. Gene Ontology annotation, molecular function: ATP binding; protein kinase activity. The transcript is spliced from 4 exons. The record is from RefSeq and is a predicted model, not a curated record. The coding region runs from base 184 to 3975 and encodes 1263 amino acids.
CCCUCCUGUGCCCCCGCCAUCGCCCCCUCGCCCUUUCCCCCUUCCCUCUUCGGCACCAGCCCGCGCAUGACCCCCCCGGCCGCGCCGCACUUCCCGGACGCGCGCCCUUGAGGACCCACUCCUGCUCCCACCCCCACAAGGGAUCCCGGCGCCGCACGCGCGCGUGCGAGAGGAGCCCGUGGCAUGCCAUUCACCGCGCAGCACCUCUCCCCGCCGCCCUUUCCUCCGCCGGCCGGCGGGGCUCCAGACGACCCAUCCAUCUCGUCUCCUGUCCACCCGCCCCCCUUCGGCCGUUCCCUCUCCUCCUUCUCCUCCUCUUCGGAUGAUUUCUACUUCCAGCCACUGACUGGCUCGGUGGAUGCCCACAUGGGCAUCGACUCGCCACCGGCCAUGCGCGGCGGGGCCACCCCUCAUCCGCCCGCCACCACGGGCAGCGAUUCCCCCCGGCUGGAUGCCUUCCCGGUGUCAUCGCUGGCCAAUCGCCGCGCGCGCAUGGUCCCGCCCCUGCGCCUACAGUCAACCAACUCCACGGCUCCCGGGGCCGAUGGGCCUCCCGCCGGCGGCCCGGUCCCUCCGCCCCUGGCCACCGAUGGGGGUCUGGUGCAACUGGUGAACGUCCAGCCCGGCAGCGGGAUCUCCCUGCUGGCCGUCGAGGGCCCGGGGGUCCCUCGUGCCGCGCCACACUCGGCCCCUUCGCUGUCGAUGCUCGGCGGCGGGGCACCCCCUCAGUUCUUCCCGACCGACGCCACAUCGCCCCUGGGGCUGGGCCCGACCGGGGUCGCCCCGGGUCCCGGGUCCCCACUGACCACCUACCCCGGGCCCGGGCUCGGUCCGGCUUCUUCGAUGGGCGGCAGUGGCGCCGGCUUCCUGGCCACCGGGCCCCGCGCCUUUGGCAGCCAGUCCGGCAGCGCCCUGCAGCUGCCCACCACCAGCCCAGCGCCCCACGCCCGCGUGCAAUCGCCCCUCCACAGCCACCACCACCAGCAGCAGCAGCAGCACCACUACCAUCAGCAGCAGCAGCAGCAGCAGCAGCAGCAGCAACAGCAGCAACAGCAGCAGCUUCAGCUCCAGCAGUUUCAGCAGCAGCAACAGCAGCAGCAACAGCAGCAGCUCCAGCUUCAGCAACAGUAUCAGCUCCAGCUCCAGCUCCAGCAGCAGCAGCAGCAGCUCUCCCAUCACCAGCAGCUUCAUCUGAGCAAUCCGUCGGUAUACCCAGGCCGGCCGUUGUCAGCGGCUGGCUCCGGCGAGGGGCAGCCCCUGCUGAGCCCGGCCCCUGGCGCCGGGCCGGUUCUGGCAUCCUCCCCCGCGCCCUUGUGCUUGCCAUCGCACACCUCCCCGGCAUCCGGCCACAGCGGCGGCGGCGGCGGCGGCCCGGUCAGCCCCUUCCCCAGUGCCACGAUCCCCCCCCCGCGGCCGCUGUCCACCGAGUCGGGCCUGCCGCAGCUGCUGCAGGGGAGUCGCCUGCAUGUGCGCUCCAUCCCGACCCGACACUCGACCGGCUAUACGACCUACCUCCAGGCGCAGGGGUCGCUGCCGGGGCACCACCCCCCCCACCAGCACCAGCAGCACCCGGCGCAUCAUCACCACCAGCAGCAUCCGCACCUGCACAAUCCGCAUCUCUCCUCCCUGUCAUUGAACCGCAUCCUCUCGCCGGACUCGGACUCGGACUCCGCGCACCUGUACCAAUCGCACCCGAUCUUGCGCUCUUCGCCGGCGGGUUGGAUGACCCCCCCGGUCACCGGGUCUUCGCUCAGCUCCUCGUCCGUGUCUCUGUCGGCCCUGGAUUCCAGCCGGAAUUCGCUGUCCUCAUCGUCCCUCGGCACGGUGAGUUCCUCUUCCGGGAGCUCCUCCCGGCAGAGCUACACCACCGGCUCGACGACCCACCACCACCCGGCCCUCGAGCCAAGCAUGGCCUACCCCUCUCCGGCCGGGCGCUCCCUCAGUCCCUUCCAGCACCUGUCGCCAGUCCCCGGCGCCGGGGCUACUUACCCUGGCCCAGCCAGCCUGGCCACCAGUGGCUCGGCCGAAUUUGGGUUUGCCCUGCAGCAGCAGCAGCAGCAGCAGCAGCAGCAGCAGCAGCAGCAGCAGCAACAAAUCUUCCUGCAGCAGCUCCAGGCCCAAGCUCAGGCCCAGGCCCACAUGCAGCAGCUCCAAGCGGCCCAGGCGGCCCACCCCACCCAGCAUCCUGCCCCGGCACUGGAGCCCGGAUGCGACAAGUUCCCGAUUGUCGAGCGCCUGCGCCAAAUCGAGCACGUCCAUGCCCAGGGGUUUGCCGCGGCACUGGCACUCCUUCGGCCGACCUCCCUGGCCCAGACCCCGGUCCCACUGGCUCGGGCCGAGCAUGUCAACCAGGACAUCGGCGACUAUGUCUUUUUCCGCGUCCUCAGCCAGACCGCCUCAUCGCUGGUGUGGCUGGCCUGCUACCGGCCGACCGGUGUCAUGCUCGCUGUCAAAGUCCUGGCCAUGCACGACCUGGCCCAGGCCGACGACCAGCUGCGCCUGCUCCGCGAGUUGACCUGCUACCGUCACCUGGCCCACACGAACAUCAUCCAGCUGCAUGACAUCCUGCAAACGCCGGACGCCGUGCUGGUGGCCCUGCAGUACCUCGGGGGCGGGGAUCUCUAUGACUUCGUCGACCGGCACAAGGGCCUGGCGGAGGAUGUGGCCCGGCCCCUUUUCCGGUCCCUGGUGGCCGCUGUGCGGCACAUCCACACCCUGGGGGUGGUCCAUUGCGACCUGAAGCCCGAAAAUGUGGUCCUGUCAUCCGACCACACGCACUUGGCUCUGGUGGACUUCGGCUAUUCCACCUACUGGAUCGAUGGGCCACGCACGGCCCAGGUCCAGGCCCCGGUGUCGCGGCCGCUGAAGCUCAAUUGCGGCUCGCCGGAGUAUGCGGCGCCGGAAUUGGUGUCCGGGGUGGCGUAUCACGGCCGGCCGGCCGACGCCUGGGCCCUCGGGGUCACGCUGUAUGCCAUGCUCAGCGGGUCGAUGCCCUUCUACAAUCGCGACCGGAAGGCCCUCUUCCGGGCCAUCGCCCGCGUGGACUAUCGCCCGCCCUCGGUGUCUGCCCCGGCGCGGGACCUCAUCAGUCGGCUGUUGGUGGCGGCGCCGGAGCAGCGUGCCACCCUGGACGAUGUGUGGGCGCAUCCCUGGCUCCAGGCUGCCGGCAUGGAGGGGGGAGCCUCCCCCGGGUCGGUGGUGGCCGGCCAGGCGCCUCCCCCGGGCUCGCAAUAUCAACUGCUGUCGUCCAUGACCGAGGCCGAUCUCCGGCCCCGGAGCCCGAGCGCCUCCUCGCUGUCCAGCUUGUCCUCCUCCAGCACGCGGUCAUCCUUCUCCUCGGCGUCUGACAGCUCGCUGGCCCCGGCGAGCGCCGGGGCCCGGACACCGGGCCCCGGGGUCUUGGGCCUGGCCGUCGACGUGUCGGUCACCACGCCGGCGCCCUCCUCGCGCGGCCGGCGCGUCCGUCUGUCCCCGGCGGCCGAGGACGACAUCCACGAGGGUGUCAGUGCCAUGUCCUUCGUGGACAAGUCCGACGCCUGCAGCAUCAGCAGCGUGUCCACCACGGCCAGCAGCAGCACCACCACCAGCGCCAGCGCCAGCGCCAGCGCCAGCGCCAGCGCCACCCCCACCUCCACCACCAGCCGGUCGGCGUCCCUCUUUGCCAGUGUCAUCGGCAAGAUCCGCACCUCCCGGUCCUCCGGGCGCGCUGAGCGCCAGGCCGCCGCGGCCGCGGCCGCCGCCGAGACCGCCUCCGCCGCCACCUCGCCCCAGGACCACGAGAUGGCCCAGUCGCCGGAGGAGGAGCCGCCCGCCCGCGAGCGCCAUCGUCCCAGCCGCCGGCCCUCGCUGCAGACCUCCAGCCUGGUGUCGGUCUUUUCGCUGAAUCUGUCAAAGUCCUCGCAGAAGACCGGGCCCGGAGCCCAAGGCCUGCGCCGGUCCCUUCUCCACCGGUGGUGGUGGUGGUGGUGGUGGUGA